GCGGAGCCCCGCGUAGAUUCCACAUUCGUAGAAGCGUGGAAGAAAUUAAUACCCAACACGGAACCACCUAAGACUCCUUCUGCAUUCAUGGACCCUAGGCCUGCAACUCCCUCAUCUAUUCCUUCAAAGCUCACCGUCAACUUUGUCCUUCCUUAUUCCUCUGAACUCUCCGGUAAAGAGGUUGACAUGGUUAUCAUCCCUGCAACUACAGGACAGAUGGGUGUUUUGCCUGGGCAUGUUGCAACAAUUGCAGAGCUGAAGCCCGGUCUCCUAUCAGUUCAUGAAGGCAAUGAUGUGACCAAGUACUUUGUGAGUGGUGGGUUUGCAUUUGUUCAUACGAAUUCUUUUGCAGAUAUAAUUGCUAUUGAAGCUGUACCACUUGACCAAAUCGACCCCAAUUUGGUUCAAAAGGGCCUCACAGAGUUCACGCAGAAGCUAAGCACUGCAUCAACUGAUGUAGAGAAAGCUGAGGCCCAGAUUGGAGUUGAUGUACACAGCGCCCUUAAUGCUGCUCUUACCGGUUAAGCUAGUGGACACAGUCUCCGUCUCUGAUCAAUUUUCUUUUCCUUCUGUAUCUGUUGGAAGCGGCAAACCCUUUAGGACAAACUGAUUGUGUUACCUGUUUUUAGUCCUGCAUCACUUUGAAUAAAUGCAGGGGACAAGCUUUCCUAACGUAUAUGUGGUUAGAUGUCAUAUCAUCCUUACCUCUGUACUGCAGUGAUGAGAAGUAUAUUGUUUCAAAGAAAUUUUUCAGUAGCAGCUGAAUUUCAUGCUACCUAAUGUUCAGACUGCA
Messenger RNA from Nicotiana tabacum (common tobacco), 793 nucleotides. Its product is annotated as ATP synthase subunit delta', mitochondrial. Gene Ontology annotation, biological process: proton motive force-driven ATP synthesis. Lineage: Eukaryota; Viridiplantae; Streptophyta; Magnoliopsida; Solanales; Solanaceae. Gene Ontology annotation, molecular function: proton-transporting ATP synthase activity, rotational mechanism. The record is from RefSeq and is a predicted model, not a curated record.